This is a messenger RNA of Mauremys reevesii (Reeves's turtle), 3439 nucleotides long. RefSeq names its product SLAIN motif family member 1 (gene SLAIN1). Gene Ontology annotation, biological process: cytoplasmic microtubule organization; positive regulation of microtubule polymerization; microtubule nucleation. The record is from RefSeq and is a predicted model, not a curated record. Gene Ontology annotation, cellular component: microtubule plus-end. The transcript has 8 exons. NCBI's taxonomy places the organism in Eukaryota, Metazoa, Chordata, Testudines, Geoemydidae. Bases 251 to 1762 code for a protein of 503 amino acids.
GCGGAGGUGCAGGCGGCCGGGCCCGGGCGGGCUCGGUGGUGAGCGCCGAGCUGGAGGUGAAGAAGCUGCAGGAGCUGGUGCGGAAGCUGGAGAAGCAGAACGAGCAGCUGCGGAGCCGAGCGGCGGCCGCCGCCCUCCAGCCUCGGCCCCGGCCAGCCCGCACCUGCUGCUGCUCCCGCCGCCAGCCCCCGCCAUAGGCUCCCCCGCUGCGGCCGGGCUGGCCCCGAGCGGCAGCCCUGGGGCCCUGCGCAUGCCGAGCCCGGCGCCCACUCUCCUGUGCACCGCUAGCCUGGGCCCGCCGGAGCCCUUCGUCUAUUUCAAGCCCGCCCUGGCUGGCCUGGCCGCGGCAGCAGGAGGCGGGCAGGAGGCCGGGAGCAUCCCCGCGGCGCGGGCAGCCACGGUGCUGGACGAGGUGGAGGUGCUGGACCUGGAGGACGGUGACUGCAGCCAGGACGAGGACACAUGGUUGUAUGUCUCGCCUACUAAGACCCUCACACCGCAAGAGAAAUCAUUGAGUCCUCUGCAAUGGUGUAGACAUAUUCUGGAUCAUCCAACUCCCGAGAUAGAAGCUGCAAAACGUUCCCUAUGCUUUAGACUGGAACAAGCUAGCCGAUGGCGGAGCCUCUUCUCUACACCUGUUUCCUUGGCCUUUCCCUAUAGUCCUGUUGCAAGACUCACCCCAUAUAGCAAUGGCUUUAAUACUCCCAGCUUCUCUAAAACCUCCAAUAAAGCAAUACUAACACCUGAAAGACCAGGUUACAUUUCUAGAAGUUCUCCUCUCAGCCCCCAGUCAUCAAUAGACAGUGAACUGAGCACCUCCGAACUGGAGGAUGAUUCCAUCUCCAUGGGAUAUAAACUACAGGACCUCACUGAUGUUCAGAUCAUGGCUCGACUGCAGGAAGAAAGUCUUAGACAAGAUUAUGCUUCUACUUCAGCAUCUGUAUCAAGACACAGCUCAAGUAUCUCUCUACAUUCAGGAAAGAAAGGAACGGGCAGCGAUCAGGAAUAUGAUCGCUAUAGCCUUGAGGAUGAAGAAGAGUUUGAUCACCUGCCACCUCCACAGCCCCGACUUACUCGCUGUUCACCAUUCCAAAGAGGAAUUCCACACUCUCAAACUUUUUCCAGUAUUCGGGAGUGCAGGAGAAGCCCCACUUCACAGUAUUUCCCUCCAAAUAAUUAUCAGCAGCAGCAGUAUUAUUCUCCUCAAGCCCAAACGCCAGAGCAGCAGCCAAAUAGGAUUAAUGGAGAUAAACUCAGAAGAAGCAUGCCUAACCUCGCUCGGAUGCCAAGUACUCCUACCAUUAAUAACAAUGCUAGCUCGCCAGUCUGUGUGAGGAACAGUCAAAGCUUUGAUUCCAGUUUACAUGGUGCCGGUAAUGGGAUUUCAAGAAUACAAUCUUGUAUUCCAUCUCCAGGACAACUUCAGCACAGAGUUCAUAGUGUGGGACAUUUUCCUGUGUCUGUCAGACAGCCUCUCAAAGCUACAGCGUAUGUAAGCCCAACUGUACAAGGCAGCAGUAGUAUUCCCUUAUCCAGCACCUUACAAUUAUAUUCUAACAGUGGAAUCCCCAUGCCAAACAAGACUGCAAAUCCUGGGACUGUAGGACGUAGUGCUCUUCCAAGACCAUCAUUGGCCCUAAGUGGGAGUAGUAUACCCAGGAGUAAAAUUGCACAGCCAGUACGAAGUUUUCUUCAGCCUCCAAAGCCUCUUUCUUCUCUUAGUACUCUACGAGAUGGAAAUUGGAGAGACGGCUGCUAUUGAUGUCGGAUGCCCCUGAACAACGGAAAAGAAAUAAUGUGGUUUCUACUACCCAGCUGGCUGGGUAACUGUGUUACAGGAAGGGAAGGUCCCACAACACUAUUUUCAUUGAGUUUUAAUAUGUAAGAAUAUCCGUUAUACCCUGUCAUUUUUUAAAAAAUGAACAUUAUUAAAGACUAAAUAUUGCACUUAGUCAUUUGCCUGGAAAACUGCAGUGUUAUCAAACUAACAGUUGCGGUACUGUCAUUUAGAACUUAAGAAUUUUUUCUAUAUGUGCAAGAUAUCAGACUUACUUCCUUUGAGAGAGCUAAGAAAUGCCACUAUUUCAAACAGCUUUGCCAUAUAGUGGGAUAAUUUAUUCAGUGUACUCUGUAAAGAUAUUAUGCAUUUUGUUGCAACUUUGGGGUCUAUGUUAUACGCUUGGAAUUUUUUUGUGUGUUUCCAAGAAUUUUAUUUUUUGACUUAAUUCCGUUCACAUUUGCUUGAACCACAGAGAGAGGAUUUAAUUUUUGUGUGUGCCAUACAUAAUAUUUUUGUGGUAAUGUACUAUUUUUUAGCACUAGGAACAUAUCCUUCAAAAACAAACCAUGGGCAAUAUGAAAGCAGUAAUUUUUAUGUUCCAAAGCACAAAAGAGUAACGUUCACUGGAAACUCCAUACAGCUGGGUCAACAUAAUUUUUUCUUUCAUCCAUUUGUUCACAUGUUAAUUUAUUAUCCUGUGUUUUGUAUUUAUAAUGGCAGCAUAAACCACAUUUCACUUAAAAGGUGCAAUGGUCACUAAACUACAAUUAGUUUUUCAAUACUUUAUUACAAAAAAUAAAAUUGUAAUGUUUUAAUAAUGGUUACUUAUGGGAAAUGAAUGAGUUUUAAUGCAAAUAAAUCUUUUUGAUAGACCUUUUACAAAAUCCAAUUGCACUAAUCAAUGCUUUCUUAUAAUGGCAUAUGAUUGAAUAUUUGAUUACAACUGUGUAUACUGCUGUUUUGGAAUGUUUCAGAAAUAAAUAAUCUAUUUCAGCAAUAUCAUGCUGUGCUUUAGUGUGCAAUAUAAACAUUGUGUUUGUAUCUGUGUUUUCCCCCAUCCAUGGCAUAACUUUUUAUUACAACACUUAGCUACUGAAGAUUUUAUUAUUCAGCCUUUAGAACUCAUUGAAUUUUUUGCAAGAAUAUGCAAAUCUCCAAGGACAAUAAAAAUUGAAUCUCUUUUAGCCAAAUGUUGCUUAGAAGACAUACAAAUUUCUUAUUGCCUUAAAAUUGCUUUUGGAAAAUCUCUUGAACCAAAGCAAAGUCUGCAAGUACACUAUUUUAGUUGUCCUAAUAAGAGUCAGAGCCCUAUGUACUGUGAUUCUGCUACUAUGGAAUUUCUCAUAUAAAUGUGCAUCAGAAUAUCUGGCUUCCUUAAUUUGCUUUUAAAAGGUAGAAAUUUAUACUUAUGAGUAAAAUAUACCAAAUGUGAAGUGAAUGUAUAAAACUGAUGGCAUCAUGUCUUCAUACAGCCAAAUACAGUAGCUCAGAGGUGCAAAAUAAAUUUUAACUAUUACAAAUCCCAAAUGGAUGAGCGUAGAAUUUUUACUCAAUUUUUACUCACUCAUUGAGUUUCACUCAAUUUUUUUUAAAGUCGUCCUACAGAAGAUAAGAUUGAGAAUGGAAAAUUUGGGCUUCAGAAGUACUGUACAUGUUUUG